AUGGUUAAUAUACUGGAUUUUUUCAAGGAUAAACCCGCUAAGGCAGGAUCUAAGCGUAAGGCUAAUACUGCGGACAUUGAAGCUCGAGCAAGUGCAAAAAGAAGCAAGUCGGCUAAACCCAAACGGGUGAUGAUUGAUGUUGAUAAAGAUGAAGAUGAUGGUGAUGACGACUUUCAAUUUGAUGAUGAGGAGAUUAUAGAGAUCGAGAAGCCAAAAAAAAGGAAGGAACCGCUGUUAUCCCCCCAAAAAACAACUUCCAAAUACGAAUCAAAGCAAAGUGAUUCAAUCACAAGCUCACCGAAACGAAGUAAGAAAACUACUGAUUCGAGUAAAACACAAAGGAGUUCGGAUGUAAAAACCGCUGCAGAGAUCCUUGCCACAGUACCCGAUGCAGAAUUACCAGAGAUUGAUGAAAAUGAAAAGAUCAACUUUAUGGCGUUAAAAGCUCAACAGAAAUCUACAGUAGUUUCUGAGCCAAUUGAUUUGCCCCAGGCUCAACCAGACUGUUUAUCGGGGUUGACUAUCGUGUUUACUGGACAAAUGCCCUCUUUGGAUAGAACAACUGCAGAACAAAUUGCUCAACAGUAUGGAGCUAAAGUGACAAAAUCUAUUUCUGGAAAAACUAGCCUUGUAGUCAUAGGAGCAGAUGCAGGUCCUUCCAAAGUAAAGAAAAUCAAACAAUUGAAAAUCAAGGCCAUUGAUGAAGAUGGGUUUUUGCAGUUAUUGUCUAAAAUGCCCGCGGAUGGAGGAUCAGGAGAAGCUGCACAGAAGGCCAAAUUGGCACGCGAAGCAGAAGAAAAGAAAAUUUUAGAGGAUGCGAAGAGAGAACAACAACGGGAGAAAGAAGAAGAAGAAGCAGCAGCAGCAGCAGCAGUUUCUUUUAGUCAAGUAAAUAUCAAUGGAACUGGGUCUCAAACUAGGCUUCCUCCUAUACCAAAACAAGAGAUUUCUGCAAAAAACAAGCUAUGGACUGACAAACACGCGCCCAAAGACUUUAGUCAAUUAUGUGGUAACAAGGGUCAAGUUGAAAAGUUACGAAAAUGGUUAGGCAGCUGGUUUGAUAACAAAGCAAGAGGGUUUAAAAACAGCAGAACGGAUGAUCCCGGAAACUUUAGGGCUGUUUUGAUCAGCGGUCCACCUGGAAUUGGUAAAACAACAGCAGCACACAUGGUUGCAAAUUCUCUUGGAUUCGAUGUAUUGGAAAAAAAUGCUUCAGACGUUCGUUCAAAGUCACUAUUGAAUGCAAAUGUCAAGUCUGUCUUGAAUAAUACCUCCGUUGCUGGCUAUUUUAAGCACCGCAAUGAUGCUGAUGCUGAGAAGAAUGAAAAUACCAGAAAGAUAUGUUUGAUUAUGGAUGAAGUUGAUGGGAUGUCGAGUGGUGAUCAUGGAGGAGCGGGGGCUUUAUCACAAUUUUGCAGAACUACCAACACGCCAAUGAUUUUGAUUUGUAACGACAAAUCUUUGCCCAAAAUGAGGACUUUUGAUAGAGUUACUUUUGACUUGCCAUUUAAGAGACCUUCUGAAAACGAAGUGAAAAGCAGAUUGAUGACAAUUGCUUUGAGAGAAGGAAUAAAACUAGACCCUCAUAUAAUUGGGCAAUUGGUGCAACUUACAUCAAAUGAUAUUCGUCAAAUGAUCAACUUGCUAUCCACAGUUUCAAAAACUCAGAAGGAUAUUGGUGCCAACAACGUCCAAGAAAUUCGGGCGGGUUGGAAAAAACAAGUUAUUUUGAAACCAUUUGAUAUAGCACAUCGUUUAUUAGGAUCGGCGAUAUGGACUUCUCCCAAGCAAAAUAUCAAUGAAAAAUUGGAUUUAUAUUUUAAUGACAUUGAUUUUGCACCAUUAAUGAUUCAAGAAAACUAUCUUUGCACCAAGCCAAGACUACCUGGCUCCCAUCUCAAACACGUGGCACAAGCCGCAGAUGACAUUAGUGUUUCAGAUUCGAUAAACUCUUUAAUUCGAUCAAGUGAGCAGCAAUGGAGUUUGUUACCGUUUCACGGUAUAAUGUCUUCAGUGAAGCCCUCGUAUGAAGUCGCGGGCGCGGUAAUGGGGAGAUUAAAUUUCAGUAGUUGGUUAGGUCAAAAUUCGAAGCAGUUGAAGUUUCAAAGAAUAUUGCAGGAGUUGCAGUAUCAUACUAGGAUUAAAACCUCGACAACAAAACAGGAAUUGCGUCUCGAUUAUUUAAGACCAUUGUGGGAGAAGUUGGACGCUCCACUCAAGAAGCGCGGAGAUGAUGGAAUUGACGAAACUAUAGAGAUAAUGGACGAGUACUAUCUUACCAAGGAGGAUCUUGACAACAUGUCAGAAAUGUUGAAGCAGACAAUAUGUUUGGGAGUCAAGAGUAAGUCAAUGUUUACUCGUAAAUACAAUAGCGUUGCACAUCCAACAGUAAUUUACAAAACGGGUGAUUCUUUGGCAACUGGAGGCAAGAGAUCUGCAACAAAAGUUGAUUACGAAGAAGUAGUUGACGAUGACAUGGAGGAUGUUCCGGAUGACAACGAAGAUGAAACUAGCGAUAGUAUUGACAUUAAAAAGGACAAGUUAAUCAAGGAGAAGACAUCAAAGAAAAAACCAGAAGCUAGAUCAAAGUCUACUAAAACGGCAGCACCUAAAAAGAGAGCAAAGAAAUAA
Molecule: messenger RNA, 2631 nt
Organism: Lodderomyces oxycetoniae
Lineage: Eukaryota; Fungi; Ascomycota; Pichiomycetes; Serinales; Debaryomycetaceae
Gene: RFC1
Product: replication factor C subunit 1
Exons: 1
Coding region: 1-2631 (876 amino acids)
Biological process (GO): DNA replication; DNA repair
Cellular component (GO): nucleus; DNA replication factor C complex
Molecular function (GO): DNA binding; ATP binding; DNA clamp loader activity
Source: RefSeq, a predicted model, not a curated record